Molecule: messenger RNA, 753 nt
Organism: Colletotrichum godetiae
Lineage: Eukaryota; Fungi; Ascomycota; Sordariomycetes; Glomerellales; Glomerellaceae
Product: arrestin
Exons: 2
Coding region: 1-753 (250 amino acids)
Source: RefSeq, a predicted model, not a curated record
AUGGCUCAAGUCGAGUACAAGAUAGUCGCACGACUGCUGCGCAAAAGACCCUCCAGCCCAAAAGAUACCAUCGAGGCCAGCCAACGGAUCAUGGUCCUCCCAGCAUUUGCUGAAGACCCGCCUCUGAACAUCAACAACCAAGAUGCAAGUCUUCUCUCCGCGCAAAAAGAUCGCAUUGUCGUCAAUGCGCUUCAGCCUGAAGCAGUCUACAUCAGCAUCGGCGGACACCAGCUCCCCGACUCUCACGCCUCCGUAACACUGGACCUGAGUUUUGAAUCUACCUCCUCAUUUUCGUUUCCGCCGGAAGUGACACUGGGCCAGGUCAAGCUAGAGACUCAGACGUGGUUCACAGGCACCCCGAUGAAGAUGUUGCCAGAUCUCGGAGACCCCCGUGAGGCAGCAGGGCUGCGCCACGAGCUGCGAUACUCUACCCAAACCAAGCUUCCUACAACAGACACGGGAGUCAUCCUGUGGCACAAGGAUGAUCGGACAGAAGAUCGCAAGGUGUUCUCGUGGAGAUCAAGGACCAAGGUUCCUAUUCGUCUCCCUACGGCGCACAAGAUGUUCCUGCCCACCUUCUUCAACUGUUUCAUUGCUCGGAGCUACAUCUUGCGCAUGUCUGUCAACUUCAACGGCUCCAAGACCAAGCUCUCUGUCCCACUGCAGAUUGCGUCGCAGUCGCUUUAUCCUCAAGUAAUGGAACCAGAAGUGGAGGACCUGCCAUCUUUUGAUGCAUCUCUUGCCUGGAGAUGA